Messenger RNA from Fonsecaea multimorphosa CBS 102226, 1467 nucleotides. RefSeq lists its product as uncharacterized. The transcript has a single exon. Lineage: Eukaryota; Fungi; Ascomycota; Eurotiomycetes; Chaetothyriales; Herpotrichiellaceae. The coding region runs from base 1 to 1467 and encodes 488 amino acids. The record is from RefSeq and is a predicted model, not a curated record.
AUGGACCGAGCCACCCCUCGCUCUAAUCCAAACUACGACGUCUACUUCUCCGACGAAAAGAUCAAGACAGUGGUGGAAAGAUGUCUUCCUUUUGUCAAGCGCGAGCACAUGGUCAUCGAGCACCUGCCGUCAGGAAAGUCCUUCAACAACCGGAUCUACUUUAUGAAUCUCACCGAGCCAGUUCGCACUCUCCGACCAGAGUGGAACGGAAAUGAAGUCGAAGUGACAAAAACAACCACCGAGGUUCAGUCCUCUUUUCUGGUGCUCAAGAUAGCCGGCCAUCCCUUUGGACGAAACAAAGUCCAGAACGAGGUAGCCUGCCUUCUCCUCCUGGAAAAGCACUGUCCAUCCAUCCCGGCGCCAAAAUUGCUCGCUUGGUCCGACGAUGGCAAGAGGGUCAGGACACCUCAAUAUCCCCGCGGUUUCAGAGACACGGAACCAAAGAACAUUCCAGUGCUGGCGAUCAAAGAGGACGGGACCCCGAUUGAGGAUGCUCGCAAGGACACCGAGGGACAAGGCUGGAUUCUGAUGACGCGCGAACCAGGAAGGCCGAUCAAUCCAAAUGACUUGAUGGGUGAUGCCGGGGAUGAGUUGAUGCGUCAAAUCGCUGUACAUGUGGCUACAUGGCGGAAGAACAUGCCCCCAGCAAAGGCGGUAGGCAAUUUGCGAAUUGUUGGGAGCAACUCCACUCCCCAGCCUGCAGCCGUUCUUUUCGACAAAGCCAUUCUACCAGGGUUCGAGGUUCAUAUUGAUGGGUUGAUAACCAACAAUUGUCCACCAUCUCCCUUGACCACUUCAGAGAAGUAUCAUGCCUUCGUGCUCAAAAACUCACUGAAGCGGCUCAAGGAUGGGAAGCUGUACAAUCACACCUCGGACGAGGUCCACGAGUUGGUGAAGCGCAUGGCUGACAACACUCUCCCCAAGCUCCCCUUGUUUCGCUAUGGAAUUGAGCCCAUGGUGUUCACACACGAUGAUCUUUCGACCCGCAACGUCCUCGUCUCGCCCGACGGAUCGGGCAACGUCAAGCUCUCGGCCAUCAUCGACUUCGAGUUUGCGGGCUUUUUCCCCAAGGAAGAGGAAUUCGCCAUGAACAUGCAAAAUGACCAGGAGGAGUGGCCAAUCAAAAAGUACGCCGUGUUCUUGUCCGAGUUGAAGAAUCGCGAAGCCUUGCCGGAAAACUUGACGCAAAAGAUCCCACCGCCAUCGUCGGUCGGAAAUGCCGUGGACAAGUGUUUCGAGUUUGGGACGGCCGAGUUCCACCAAGCUGUGCUUCUCCUGCGCACCACGAUCAACACUGCGCCCUGGUGGAUCAAGGAAGAGAACGGGUAUAACGAGGAGCAGUUGCAGGCGGAGAUGGAGGCUGCCAAAGCCAGAGUCGAGAAAGCCAUCAAGUUGUUGGAAGAGAUGGUGCCGGCUGAGGAACGUGAAAAGCGCAGCCGAAGGCGAACCAACAGCACGCGAGCGUGA